Messenger RNA from Neltuma alba, 2601 nucleotides. Its product is annotated as linoleate 13S-lipoxygenase 2-1, chloroplastic-like. The record is from RefSeq and is a predicted model, not a curated record. Gene Ontology annotation, biological process: lipid oxidation. Bases 18 to 2471 code for a protein of 817 amino acids. Lineage: Eukaryota; Viridiplantae; Streptophyta; Magnoliopsida; Fabales; Fabaceae. Gene Ontology annotation, molecular function: protein binding; oxidoreductase activity, acting on single donors with incorporation of molecular oxygen, incorporation of two atoms of oxygen; metal ion binding. The transcript is spliced from 9 exons.
AGUGAGAAUCAAUAACAAUGGCGACUUCUUGGAAGGUUAAAGGGAGAGCGAGAGUGUCGAAUGUCAGCGACCUGUUCGGAAAACCUCUUGCCAUUGAGCUCCUCAGUAGCCUGCUUGAUCCAAGGGCGAACGGGGAGAAGAAGACCAUAAAGGGGGAAGCAGGCAAGACCGGGAAGACGGAGGACGAUGUUUUGGUGUACGAGGGGACGUUCGAGGUGCCCUCAGAUUUCGGGGAGGUGGGUGCUGUUCUGCUGCGCAACGGCCACCACAAGGAGAUGUUCCUCCACGACAUUCUUCUCCACGGCCUCCCUCAUGGCCCCCUCCUCUUCACCUGCGACUCCUGGCUUCAGCCUGAUCUCCCCAGACUCUUCUUCUCCAACAAGUCGUAUUUGCCAUCACAAACACCAAGUGGCCUGAAAAGGCUGAGAGAGGAGGAGCUGGCGGCCGUGAGAGGCAAUGGCGACGGAGAGAGAAAGAGUACCGACAGAAUUUACGACUACGACCUCUAUAACGACCUGGGUGACCCUGAUUCCGACAUCGAUCUCGCAAGACCCGUUCUUGGCGGCUCUCUUCGUCCCUACCCUAGACGCUGUCGUACCGGUCGCAAACCUUCUUCUGCAGACCCACAUUCGGAGAAGAGAAGCUCAAGUGUGUACGUUCCCCGGGACGAAGCAUUCUCAGAGACAAAGCAGACUCAGUUCACGACAACCACAGUAUCUGCAGGGGUGAGUGCACUGAUACAAUCCUUAGAUGCGGCGGUGGUAGAUCAAAACCUUGGAUUUCCCACAUUCUCAGAGAUAGAUAUGCUUUUCAAAGAGGGGUAUAAUGUACCGCCUCUCAAAAACAGUGGCAAUGGUCUCCUCCAGACGCUCAUCCCCAGCCUCAUCAAAGCUGUUUCAGAUAGCCGGCAAGUCUUGCGCUUUGAGGCCCCUGAAACUAUCAACAGGGAUGAAUUCUUUUGGUUUUCUGAUGAGGAGUUUGCCAGGGAGACUCUGGCAGGUGUUAACCCCUGCACCAUAAAACUGGUCAAGGAAUGGCCACUGGUCAGUAAAUUAAACCCCAGUAUCUAUGGUCCGCCAGAAUCAGCAAUCACCAGAGAUGUAAUUGAGCAACAGAUAAGUGGCUACACCGCUGUUGAAAAGGCCAUUGAAGAGAAGAAGUUAUUCAUUAUAGAUUACCAUGAUUUACUAAUGCCAUAUGUGAGCAAAGUGAGGCAACUUGAGGGAAGAACGUUGUACGGAUCAAGGACAGUGUUCUUCUUGACCACACAAGGCACAUUGAAGCCACUGGCCAUUGAGCUAACUAGACCAGCGAUGGAUGGGAAGCCACAGUGGAAGCAAGUUUUCACGCCUUCUGGUGGUUCCACUAAUAUUUGGCUUUGGAGACUUGCCAAAGCUCAUGUCCUUGCCCAUGAUUCUGGUGUUCAUGAACUUAUCACCCAUUGGCUAAGAAGUCACUGUGCUGUAGAACCAUUUGUGAUAGCAACAAAUAGACAGCUGAGUGCGAUGCAUCCAAUUUACAGAUUGCUACAUCCUCAUCUGAGAUAUACGAUGGCAAUCAAUGCUCUUGCUCGUCAAGCACUCAUCAGUGCUAACGGCAUCAUUGAGAUCUCUUUCUCAACCGGAAAAUAUUCUAUGGAGUUCAGCUCUGAAGUGUAUAACCAACUUUGGAGAUUUGAUUUACAGGCACUUCCCAGUGAUCUUAUUGACAGAGGAAUGGCAGAGGAAGAUCCUAAUGCACCACACGGCCUGAAGCUUACAAUAGAAGACUAUCCUUUUGCCAAUGAUGGCCUCCUUAUAUGGGAUGCCAUCAAGCAGUGGUUCACAGACUAUGUGAAUCACUACUAUCCAAACCCAAGCCUCAUAGAGUCAGACCAAGAGCUCCAAGCAUGGUGGACUGAGAUCAAAACAGUGGGCCAUGCAGACAAGAAGAAUGAGCCGUGGUGGCCAAAUCUCCAAACCCCACAAGACCUAAUUCACAUCCUCACCACCAUAGCCUGGUUAGCCUCAGCUCAUCAUGCUUCUGUGAACUUUUCCCAAUAUGCUUAUGCAGGCUACUUCCCCAACAGACCCUCCAUUGCCAGAAACAAAAUGCCUACAGAGGACGCAUCUAAGGAAGAAUGGGAGAGAUUUCUGAUCAAGCCUGAGCAAACCCUUUUGGAGAAUUUCCCUUCACAGAUUCAGGCCACUAUAGUGAUGGCAGUCCUGUAUCUGCUAUCUAAUCAUUCCCCAGAUGAAGAGUAUAUCGGGCAGAAGAUAGAUCCUUCAUGGGCUGAGGAUCCAACCAUAAAGGCAGCAUUCGGGAGGUUCAAUGGGAGGCUGAAGGAGAUUGAGGAGAUUAUAGACGCAAGGAAUGGUGAUGCAAAGUUGAAGAAUAGGACUGGAGCUGGGAUUGUGCCUUACGAGCUAAUGAAGCCAUUCUCUGGUCCUGGAGUUACUGGAAAGGGAAUUCCAAAUAGCAUAUCAAUUUGAAUCGGUAGCACGAUUUAAUCAGGAUAGUAAUUGUGUGUAAUUUGAUCCUUGGAUUGUGUACGUCGAUAUGGCUUUGGUCCAGGAAAUUAGUGGCUGAAACUAAUAAAAUCUUGAUAAGUUGGUUCUUUCA